AUGAAUUAACAAGUAUCACAUCAAACAAAGACAUCUCAAACUUAAUAAUUCUUAGCCUCUUAAUUUUCCAAAUUACCUGAUAAAUCAAAGCUUCAGCAACUUAUUCCUGUUUAAUUACAUGUUAACUGUUUUGAACGUAAACAAAAUGAAGGAAUUGAUAAUAGACAAUCACCACCUUAAUAAUAAAAUUAUUGUACUAAACCAUCAUAGAAACCUUAAUAAUCUAAUCAUAAAUCUAAUAUGUCAUUAUAAAAUAAAAGCAAUUCACAUAUUGAGUCUAUUUAAGAAAAAUUAUCAGCCAUAAAUCAUCCAAAUAAAAAAAGAGAUUACUCUCCUAAUUCUGAUGCAAUUAGAUAAUUGCUUAAAAAUACUAAGCAAGAUUCUGAUAUAAAUAAUUUAUUGUCUAAAAAGCAUUAAGUUUAAGAUUAGCACAUAAUUUCUACUCCAAUAACAACGAAAUAUCAAUUAAAAUCUCAUUCUCCAUUAGACAUAAAAGAGAGUGUGGCAUAAUUACUAUAAAAUCAUUUUAGUAUUUAAUAUUUAUUAUAAUAAGAAACAGAUGUAUCAUCUCCAAAGGGAAAUGGAAGUAAUCAAAAAUAGAAAAAUAAUCAUUUUGGCCCAUAUUUAUCUAUUUAAUAAUAGAUUUAAUAGUAAAAAUUAAAAGGACAUAGUUCUACAAAUUCACUUUCAUAUGGAAAUAGAAAUCAUCAUCAAUAAUCUUUAUAAGAUACUAAGAGAUCUGAGAUUGUAACCAUUACACCAACUCCUAAAAGAUUUACAACAACAUCAUAAAAUACAGAACAUAGUAAAAGUAAAUCUGUAGUGGAAGAAUAAUUGUAAUGUAUGAAAAUAAUGUAAUUCGAUAAAGAAAAUCAAUCCCAUAUCCUUAAUUUAGGAUCACCAAGUGCUUUUAGUAGUUCUGAACAAACAUCAAGUGUAUAAUCUAAUUAUUAAAUGAUAGAUUGGAGAUAGUAUUGGAAUGCACUUAUAAUUCGGAGUCAAAACAUUAUCUCCAUUUCCAAAGCCUCCUUAAUAACCUUAAAGAUUCUGUAUCUAUCAUAAAGACAAGAAGGCUAAAUAUGUGACAGAAGAAGGAAAUGAUUAUCUCUUCUUUUGUUCUAAAUGUGCUGUUAAAUUAGCAGGCAAAGGAAUGUUCUUUACUGAAAUUGCAUAAUUAAAAUAAUCAACAAUAGAUUCAUAAACGUUUUCAUUUUAAUAAAGUUCUUUAGAUUCAACUCAAAGAUAAUCAUCAUCAGUAGACAUAUAAUUUAAAGAAAGAGAAAUGAAGGUUUUUCUCGCAUUACUAUAUUAAAUUCAAAACAAUAGAUAAGAAUUACUAAAUUAGUUAUCAAGUUAAGGUAAUAAGUUGCAAAAUUAUUAUGAAAAAUAAAUGAACUUAUGUAGAGAAACUAAAUAAUAAUUAUCAAUAUUCUUAGAAGAAAUAUAUUAGAGAAGUAUGAAUCAAUUGUCUAAUUCAAAAUAAUAAACCCUAUCCUUUAUUACUAAAUUAUUUCAAUAAUUGACAACUAAUUAACUGGAUACUAAGAAAAUUUAGAAUGAAAUUGAAACUAAUUGGAAAAGAGUCUUAGAUAAUAUGGAUAUGAAUUUAUUUAGAGAAGUUAUGAAUCAACAUCAUUCUAAAUUUACUAAAUUUGGUGAAUUUCAAUAAGAGAUACAAAAUUAAUACAUCCAAUUAUAUUCUAUGGGUUCUAUGGAUAUCUAGGCCACGAUGUCUUUGAUUGCUUAAAAGUAUACUAUUAAACUAUUGAUAGUUUUGAAAUUGUUGAAUCUGCCAUUCCACUCAUUUCAAAUAUCUAAUAAAUGAACAUUACUUAACCAAUUAGAACUUAGCCUACUCCUCCAAAAAAGAAUGAAGAAUCAAUUAGUCAUAGAAUUAAGACUGAUUUCAGCAACCAAAAAAAACAUUCUGAUGCUAAACAAUAAAACUUUUGUUAGUAUUUCAAUGAAAAAAUGGAUAUCAAUUAAAAUGCAAAGGAUAAUAAUUCAAGAGUUACACCUUCGAUUUCAUCUCAUAACAAAAAUCUUUACGUUUCAUUUGAAAAUAAAGAAAUAUUUAUGAAUGCAUUAGAAACUGAAAAAAAUAAACAAACUUGUUCAGAAGAUGACAAUGCAUCUAAACAGCAAGCUAUCAUGAUUCUAUAAUCAUAUAAAGGAUCUCAUGCAGAUAUUGAGGAAGAAUCUCUUAAUAUGUCUCACGAUUCUUAAAAGUCUGCUCCUCAUAGUCCUGCAUCUGGCUAAACCAAAGAAUCUGUUUAAAGAAUAAAUCCCACUCAAGAAUAAGAAUUUGUUACUCUUGCAAAUAAUAAAAAUGAGACUGUACCAAAAGAGGCCUUUUAAAAAUAAAAAAGUACUUUCAGAACUCUUUUCGAAAAUGAAGAUUCUCAAGAGCCUAAUAUGUAGAUAAAGAAGGAAGUGACUGCCAUUUCUCCAGCUAGGAGUGAAAAAUUUAAGUCCAUCCUUAAUCGAAUUUCUAAUAGUCAAUCUACUACUUAAUAGUAUAUAUAUUAUAACUAUAAACAUUAAUUAAUUUUAGGUAUUAUCAAUAGAUACUGCAAGGUCAUCAAAAAGUUACAAGUGAAACACCUGAUACCAAAAAAUAAGAUUCAUUAAGUUCUAAUUAAAUUAAAUUUGAAGUUCCUGAUACUUGUGUUAAGGAUGACGCAAUGAAUCUUAAAGAUACUUAAGACAUCAAAGAUUCUGUCCAUCAAAUUAAUAUGUGUGAUGAUCAGUAACAUCUCAGCGAUUAUGAUGAUGAAAAAGAAAUUCAAGAUACCAAAUUGCGAUAUGUAUAUUAAGGAGAUGAAAGAAAAGAAUAAUAUCAAAAGACUUUAUUUUCAUCCCCAAUGUUUAAAGAUCAUUGA
This is a messenger RNA of Paramecium sonneborni, 2882 nucleotides long. Lineage: Eukaryota; Ciliophora; Oligohymenophorea; Peniculida; Parameciidae. The record is from the annotation of a GenBank genome assembly.